AUGGCAUCAAGAACCUCAACUGUUGUAAUGGCUCCCCCAUCGGAGGAGAAGCAUGACGUUGGAUUUUUAGUUUUUGACCCAAAGAAGAUGGCAAAACAAGAGCUUCCCAAACAGUUCAUUUGGCCAAAUGAAGAUUUAGUUGAGGCCAAGGAAGAGCUUAAUGAACCCUUGGUAGACAUGGAGGGAUUCUUGAAAGGUGAUGAGGUUGCCACUGCCCAUGCUGCCGAGCUUGUUCGACAAGCUUGCGUAACCCACGGCUUCUUCCAAGUUAUCAACCAUGGGGUUAACCCAGAUAUUCUCCAUGCUACAGAGGUUGGAUUGGAUCCUUACUUCAAUCUACCCAUGAGCAGGAAGCUCAGCAUGCAUAAGAAGGUUGAUGAGUUAUGCGGAUACUGUGGUGCCCAUUCUGAUCGGUUUGCAGCUAAGUUGACAUGGAAGGAGAUGCUCACUUUUGAAUACCAUUUUAAGGGUGAUACUGACUCUGAAGUAGCUGAUUACUUCAAAAAUGUGGUAGGUGAAGAUUUUGAGGAGACAGGGUGGGUUUUCCAAAGAUUCUGUGAAGCCAUGAGGGAUUUAUCUCUAAAGAUUUUUAAACUCUUGGCAAUAAGCUUGAACUUAGAAGAUACUUCAUACUGUGAGAAAUUUUUUGAGGAUGGUUUUGCAGUCUUGAGAUGUAACUACUAUCCAGUUUGCCCGGAAUCUGGCCUUACCUUUGGCACUGGCCCUCAUUGUGACCCGACCUCUUUAACAAUACUUCAUCAAGAUCAAGUUGGAGGGCUUGAAGUAUUUUCAAAUGAAAAAUGGUAUUAUGUCAAGCCUCAGCCUGGUGCUCUUGUGAUUAACAUCGGUGACACCCUCAUGGCAUUAACCAAUGGAAUAUACAAGAGUUGUCUGCACAGGGCUGCGGCAAAAAAUGACAGAGACAGGAUAUCAUUCGCCUACUUUAUUAGCCCAAGGCAGGACAAGCUGGUUUCGCCCAUAAAAGAUCUUAUUGCUAGAGAAGGCUCAAAGAAAUACCCUGAUUUCAAAUGGGAACAACUUUUAGACUUCACCCAAGUCCAUGAUCGCACUGAUGAUACUACCAUCAAACGCUUCGUGGAAUUCCUUGAGUCAUCGGAAACCAAAUAA
Vitis riparia (riverbank grape) is the source of this 1128-nucleotide messenger RNA. RefSeq names its product gibberellin 20 oxidase 3-like. The transcript is spliced from 3 exons. Bases 1 to 1128 code for a protein of 375 amino acids. Gene Ontology annotation, molecular function: gibberellin 20-oxidase activity. The record is from RefSeq and is a predicted model, not a curated record. Lineage: Eukaryota; Viridiplantae; Streptophyta; Magnoliopsida; Vitales; Vitaceae. Gene Ontology annotation, biological process: flower development; gibberellin biosynthetic process; response to light stimulus.